AUGGUGACGGACGCAAAGAUAGAUACUGGAAAAGCUACGAAAAGAAAUCCGGGUCCGAUAUAUUCUAAGGAAGGUAUUCCUUACGACUAUAUUGUCAUUAUUGAUUCAGGUUCUAAGGGAUCCAGAGUAUUUAUAUACAACUGGUUAAACCCAACACAUGCGAUAAAUGCUGGCAUUGACUUCGAUAAUGUGAAGCUGAGUCUUAAACUACUCAAAAGAGCUGGAACAGGCGAUGAAAUAGACUUUAAUGAUAAAACUGAUGAAGGUGGCAGUGAUAGUGACAGCGAUAGUGAAGGGGCUACAAGUAGUAAAGAUAAAGACAGUAAGAAACAGAAGAGUGUACAAGGUAGUAAAGGAAAACUCAAUGAUAAAGACAAACAGAAAGAAAAGAGCAAGGAUAAAGCCAAAGGUCAAACAAAAUUAGAGAAGGUCAAGUUUCCCAAAAUUUAUAGUAAGAAAAAGUGGCACCAGAAGAUUCGUCCAGGUAUUUCUUCUUUUAAUGCCAGUCCACAGAAGAUAGGAAAUCAUCACUUGAAAUAUCUACUUUCUGUUGCAAGUACAGUUGUCCCUAAGUCUCAACAUACGAGGACACCAAUAUUUUUGCACUCGACGGCAGGAAUGAGACUUUUGAAUAAUUUGGAGCAACAACAGAUAUUGGAAAACAUCUGUUCUUAUUUCACUUAUAACUCUGACUUCUACAUGCCUGAUUGUGCAUCCCAUGUCAACGUUAUUGAUGGUGACGUAGAGGGAUUAUAUGGAUGGUUAUCCAUUAAUUACUUGGUUGGAGCUCUUGAUUCGCCUGAAAAGCAUAAACAUGGUAAAAAUCACACCACCUAUGGUCUCUUGGAUAUGGGAGGCUCUUCUACUCAGGUUGUAUUUCUGCCCAACUCCACUGAAAUAAAUGAGCAUAAGAAUAAUUUAUAUAAGAUAAGUCUCGCGGAGGUGCCUCAACUACAGAGAAAUGAUAAGCAGAAAGACGCCAGUUAUUCACCACCGGUGAGACAGCAAUUUGAUGUCUACUCAGACUCAUUUUUGGGUCUUGGGAUGUUUCAAGCUCAUGAUAAGUAUCUCACCUAUUUGGCGGAUGAUUAUAGGGAAGAUAAUAAAAUUGACGACGAAUAUAGCAUAGGUGUUCCUGUUUCAGAUCCCUGUUUACCAAAGGGAAACACCAAGAAUUCUGUUAUCAAAGGUGACUAUGUUGAUUUUGUUGGGGAAAGUGACUUCCAGAAAUGUUUAACUUCAAUUUUCCCUGUUUUACUGAGAAGCACGUAUGGAUCUGGCAAAUCUCAUGAUGAUAAAAAUUGCAAGCAACUAAAUGAAGGAGCAGACGUGAGUGCAUGUCUUUUGAAUGAUUUGAUACCCGCUUUUGAUUUCGAUGUCAAUCAUUUUAUUGGCGUUAGUGGAUAUUGGGAUGCUAUAAAUACUUUAUUAUCUUAUGGAAAUAAGGACCAGAAGCCAGAGAGAAAUGCUAGUGACGAAUUUGAUUAUAAAGUUAUCUAUCAGAAGACGAAGGAUAUCUGCUCAAUGACGUUUAGUCAAUUAAUUGACUUAAAUAAGCUAGAACCUACAAAAAGACAACUAACAGAAGUUGAGUUAUCAGAAUUAUGCUUUAAGUCUUCUUGGAUUUUGAACUUUUUGCACACAGGUCUUGGUUUCCCAAGAUAUGGAAUAGACAAGGAUCCAAAUAAGAAUAAGCAGUUUAAAUCACUACAGCUUGCAGAAGAUAUCGGUGGCUCUGUCUUUUCAUGGACACUUGGAAGAGCCAUCUUAUAUUCAAAUGACGAAUACAUCCAAGCUUUUAUCAAUCACACUAUAGAAGUUCACAAACUCACCGAUGAAAAAUUGCAAAAACUGCUGAAAGCCAAAGGUUUAUUACUUCAGAGGCCUGGAUAUUAUCACUCAGCUUCAUCCAUGGUGUAUAGCUACGGUGCUGAACAAAAUAAUAUCCCACCACGACCACAGUUUAGAGAUCCAGAUGAAAAUGCUGUAUAUCAUUAUUAUGAUUACGAGUUAUCAGACCAGUAUGAAAAUAAUGAACUGAAGUGGUACGUUCAGCCACAUCGCUGGUACGGACUUUUUAUCUUCAUGUUUUUAAUAGGAUUUAUUGUCUGGCUCAUGGUUGGCCGCGGUGGUAGAUCCAUGGUAGCUGCAAAAUUGCAGAGUAAAUUCAAAAGAAUCAUCGAUUUCAUUAAAACGAUUACAUCUAAGAGGACUGAUCGCUAUACAAAUUUACCAGAACUGUCCGCUGACCUAGAGGAUGGUCACUUAGAGCUAACUGAUUUUGAGAUCAAUAAUUUCGAGAUUGAUAAUUCACUGGAAGACCUGUUCAAAAUCGAUAGAGAAUAG
Messenger RNA from Priceomyces carsonii, 2346 nucleotides. RefSeq lists its product as uncharacterized. The transcript has a single exon. Gene Ontology annotation, molecular function: GDP phosphatase activity; UDP phosphatase activity. Lineage: Eukaryota; Fungi; Ascomycota; Pichiomycetes; Serinales; Debaryomycetaceae. Gene Ontology annotation, cellular component: Golgi apparatus. The coding region runs from base 1 to 2346 and encodes 781 amino acids. Gene Ontology annotation, biological process: UDP catabolic process. The record is from RefSeq and is a predicted model, not a curated record.